Daucus carota subsp. sativus is the source of this 1725-nucleotide messenger RNA. Its product is annotated as mediator of RNA polymerase II transcription subunit 4. The coding region runs from base 353 to 1555 and encodes 400 amino acids. Gene Ontology annotation, biological process: regulation of transcription by RNA polymerase II. The record is from RefSeq and is a predicted model, not a curated record. NCBI's taxonomy places the organism in Eukaryota, Viridiplantae, Streptophyta, Magnoliopsida, Apiales, Apiaceae. Gene Ontology annotation, cellular component: core mediator complex; mediator complex. Gene Ontology annotation, molecular function: transcription coregulator activity. The transcript has 2 exons.
GCACACACUAAGCACUAAAUUUUAUGAGUUUGGUGCAUUCUUAUUGGUCAUGUAAUCAUAAAUAUGGAUGGCCCCCCUGCAUUUACACCAAACUCCACCAAUCAAAAUCCACUAAACCCAUCAAAUUUAGUGCUUAAUGUGUGCCCUUGGGCACACACUAGAAAGACCCUUAUACUAAUUCCAUUCAAAUAUACUCAUUCUAAAAUAAGUAAAUUUAGAAAGAGUUAUCCCGCGGAAAAUGAGGAACUCGAGGACAGUGGUUUUGACCUGAGGUCAAUUGUUUUGACUCGUCGGAGCUUCUUCGCCGGCAACUCUAGGCACCGGAGACUAAUCACUGGUCAGGAAAUUGAAAAUGCUUCAAAAUGUACCUAUUCAGUCGCCAGCUAGGCUUGGCUUGCCCAAUCCGAAUUCACCUGCUCCUCCCAAAUUCUCGUCUUCGCAAAUUGUCCAAUCUCAUCACUCUCAUCAACAAUCGAACACCGCGGGUGCGGUUGUUACAACUACCUCUCCGGCAUUGCUCCCGCUCCUUCCCCCACUCCCUAGAGCUCAGUCUCUUCUUGUACAGAUGGCAUCCCUAGCUUCGAGACUCUUUGAAGUUUCGCCUAGUCGUGCGCAUUGGUUGAGUGCCUUUCGGGGCUCACUGCCUUCUUUUCUCUCGUCGCAGACCCAGACCUUGGCGCCGGUUCCAUUGGACGCGUCCCCUUCUUCGGCUAAAGAAAUUAUUGCCUUGUUUACUACCCUUCAGACCCAGCUCUUUGAAGCGGUUGCCGAACUUCAAGAAAUCCUUGAUCUCCAAGAUGCUAAGCAAAAGAUAAUUCGUGAGAUUCGGGUUAAAGAUUCUGCAGUUCUUGGGUUUGCUAAUAAACUUAGAGAAGCCGAGCAGGUUCUUGAUGAACUUGUUGAUGAUUAUUCUGAUUAUCGUCACCUCAAGCGUGCAAAGCUGGAUGGUGGUGAUGACGAAACUUAUACCACAUCUGUUGCAACUCGGAUAAAGGUCAAUGAUAUUUUAUCAUAUGCACACAGAAUAAGCUAUACAACAUUUGCGCCGCCAGAAUUUGGAGCUGGGCAAGUUCCACUCCGUGGAGCACUCCCGCCUGCUCCACAGGAGGAGCAAAUGCGUGCAUCUCAAUUGUAUGCUUUUGCCGAUCUGGAUGUUGGUAUAUCCAAGACAGUAGAAGAUAACGAGACAAUGAUUGAGCCAUUAAUUCAAUCCCCUGCGACUCAGCCAUCUGAAUCUGCACUUGCUAAUAUGGCCACAAUGCAGGGCAUGAUUCCUCCAAAUUUUGUAAUACCUUCAGGAUGGAAGCCUGGAAUGCCUGUGGAGCUGCCUAUUAUUCCUCCACCUGGAUGGAAGCCUGGAGAUCCAGUUGCACUCCCCCCAUUCGAUUCCAUCUCUGGUCCUUCGCUGGUGGAUGAGCAACCAGCACGGCCGAUUAUUGCUCCAGGUAUAUCUAAGGCACCCGAGCCAAUACAAGUUCGGCACGUUCAGCUCGACAUUGAAGAUGAUAGUGAUUAUACCAGUGACGAGGCAAGUUCUGAUGAUGAUGAAGAUUAAUGAAGCCACAACGAUGGUGGUGAAGUUGCUGGUAACUUUGAAAAAAGGUACUUGUGAUAUGAAUGGUUUUUAUGCUGAACUGUUUUAGUAUUGGAUGAUUAGUUAAGAAUAUAUGAUUGUAGCUUGUAACCAAAGUUCAAAAUUUCUUAUAGAAUUAUCUUUUGUGGUCA